Ixodes scapularis (black-legged tick) is the source of this 5722-nucleotide messenger RNA. RefSeq names its product ankyrin repeat domain-containing protein 13D. The transcript is spliced from 15 exons. The coding region runs from base 253 to 2088 and encodes 611 amino acids. The record is from RefSeq and is a predicted model, not a curated record. Gene Ontology annotation, cellular component: cytoplasm. Lineage: Eukaryota; Metazoa; Arthropoda; Arachnida; Ixodida; Ixodidae. Gene Ontology annotation, molecular function: protein binding.
GGGUAGUUCUCCCGAUGGCCACGAGGGGAACGUCAGGCGUCACCGAUUCUUCGGAUUCUUCCGCUGUUUUUGUUUGUUUGUGUGUUUCUUUCGUGAAGCGCCCAUGGAAGUGUCCUAACUGGAGAUGCUACGUGAUGCUACGCCGGUGACAAUCCACAAGCUUGCGACUGAUUUUCUCGAGGCACCAGAUCGGAUGCAAUGAUCGACGACCACCCCCUUAGCCCACGCUCGGGAACCUAAAAAAUUGGAAACAUGUCGUCUGAAAAGUUGAAGGCGACGCUGCAGGAGGAAUACCCGCUUCACUGGCUGGCUUGGCACAACGACUAUGACGCCCUCAAAAUCUUGUUGGAGCAGAAUGCGGACGGCAUUGAGCAGCGGGACUGCAGGGGCCGAUCGGCGCUCAUGCUGGCGGUCACCCUGGGACACCUGGAAGCGUCCAAGAUACUCCUCAACCACGGAGCCAACGUCAACGUAGAGAACAACGACGGCUACACGGUGGUGCACGAAGCGGUGAGCACUGGUGAUCCGGAGCUCCUGGCGGAGGUGCUGACUCACCGCGACCUCCAACGUUACAGCACAUCAGUCGGCGGUAUCCCUGAUCUUCUCAAACGCAUCCGGGACACCCCUGACUUCUAUGUGGAAAUGAAGUGGGAGUUCACGAGCUGGGUACCCCUCCUGUCACGGAUGUGUCCGAGCGACACCUACAAGGUUUACAAAAGCGGCCCGAAUGUUCGCAUCGACACCACCUUGCUGGGCUUCGACCAGUCCAGCUGGCAGCGAGGACGCCGGAGCUACAUCUUCAAGGGCCAAGAGGACCUGGCGAUCAUGAUGGAGGUGGACCACGACGCCUGCCAGGUGCACGUGGAGCAGAUGCAGGUGCUGCCCCCGGAGUAUGUGGACCUGGCAGGCAGCCUGAGGCCCUCCCCGGACGCCGUCUCGGCCAGGCUCACCUCCCCCGUGGUGGCCACCUACAUCGACACGGACAAGAUCAGCUUCGAAAGAAACAAGUCUGGGAUCCUCGGCUGGAAGAGCGACAAGAACGAAACCAUCAAUGGCCACAACUGCAAGGUGUUCAGUGCCACCAACGUGGAGCUGGUGACCAAGACGCGGACGGAGCAUCUGUCCGAGGUAGACAAGGCACGCCAUCGAGCUGCACGCUCCCCGCUCCAGUCCUUCCUCGGCACCGUGCAGGUGGAGGAGGCGGCCGGCGUUCCCAAUGGGGACGUGAUGGAGUGCCGGGGCAACCCGUGCCACAUCCGUCCGGAGGAGUACUUCAACGCCCAGCUGGACCUGGGGGGGAGGGACAUUGGGCGGCCCAGGGAGACCACCGUGCGCACCCACAAGUUCAGGGCCAACCUCUGGCUCUGCGAGGACUACCCCCUCUCUCUGCCCCAGCAGAUUCUUCCCAUCGUCGACCUCAUGUCCAUCAACAGCUCGCACUUCGCGAGACUACGAGAUUUCAUCACCCUCCAGCUUCCCGCAGGUUUCCCAGUCAAGAUCGAGAUCCCGCUGUUCCACGUGCUGAAUGCGAGGAUCACGUUCGGCAACAUCAACACCGUGGACGAGUCGGUGGCCGGGGUGACGACCCGCCGCGACGACGGGGUGGUGACAUGCAGCAUCGAGGACUACUGCUUCGAGCCCCCCGGCGGCUACACCAAGCUGGGUGCCAACAAGCUUCGACAGUUCAGCGUUGACGAGGACGACGAGCUCCUCCAGUACGCCAUCGAACAGUCGCUCGUGGAGGCAGGCAGCGAGGAGGAUCAGGUCACUGUUUGGGAAGCCCUGACUGCGAGCCGGCCAGCCGUCACCCCAGAGCUCGACGAAGAUCACGCACUGCAGAGGGCCAUCCAGGAGAGCAUCGCGAGCUACCAGCGUUCGUGCGGCAGCGCGGAGGAGGUGGCCGGCGGGAAGGCGGCGAGGGACUACGCGCCGCCCGCGGCCAAGGCCGCCACAGGGAACGGGGGCGAGGAGGAUCUGGAGGUUGCGCUGCGUCUUUCCCAGCAGGCCAAGGAGGAAGAGGACCGGCGGCGCCAGGAAGAGGAGGACACCAUGGAGCGCAUCCUCAGGCUCUCUAUGACGGAAAAGUAGCGGGGGCCCCGCAGGAGCGUCGAAGCACAAAGAGGAAGACGAGCCCGGCGGUCGUAGACGCAACAUUUUUUGGGAAAUUCUCGCUCCCGGUGCUGCCGCAGCCCCCUUGCGCGCGUCUCUUCGACGGACCGGGUCGUCGAACCCCGCUGCCGCGGGCCCUGGAGCGCGUUUCCGACCGAGGCGCUUACCGUGCGUUCAAAAGUGGUCUCUCGAUUUCCGCCCGACGACGUCGCGGAGAUGCUGUGUUGUUGCGUGCUGCGAUCUUAAUGAUGGCACGACAGCGGGGUGGAUGCAGCAAAAGCCCGUUGCCCCGCAGGUUGCCCUGCAGCUUGACAGUCCACCAAAGCUGUGGCAGCCGAUAAUCGUGACAUUCGACGUCGCAACGCUCCGGCUUUCGCGACGUCAUUUGUUGCCGGGACCACUUUGGACGCACGAGCGAAAUGGGACGCCAAACGCACCGACCGGAGAUGCCUUGUGGGCACCACGCCGUCGCCUUCGUUUGCCGGGACUGCCGACCGCAGCAACGGCAACGGACGACGAGACUUAAAACUGCACGCGAAAGUGGGUUGUGGCAGCGCCGACGCCACGUUGGGUCGAGGCAUUUCUUUACUCCGUCUCGAAAGUCACAAACAACUCUGAACUUUGGCCGGUCAAGUUCGAGACGCUGCACAGCCGAAUUCCUCGGGGUUUCGGAGCGCUUCGUCCCUGGAUCCCUUCUCGCCACGUCGGAGUUCCGACUCAACUUUCUGGAGCCACCGUUAAAUCAUACUUGGCAGACCUUUUUUUUUUUUUUAACGCUUGCGCGCGCCCUUCCUUUUCGAGCGACGAUGAUGCGGCUGUGUGUAUCUUGUUGAUUGCAGGUAGAUGGUGGCAUAUCGUUACACGACCUCGGCAAUCGCGUUUUUUUAGUUGUUUUUCGGCGACUUCGUGUCGCUUCUUUCUCUUUGUCUGGAAACUGCGAGCGUGCAAAGAGGCAUUUCGUCCCAAAAGGGAGUGGAGGAGGCUUCGAAUCCGAGCAUUGUAUGACUUGGGUGUUAACGAGAUGCGUGCCGAUUAAACUGUGCUGCUGCUUAUGCGCUUUGCGCGAAUGAAGUUGGUCCUUUGUAGCCCUGGCGGGUUUGUCGUGAGAGGUUAAGGGGGCUGAGGUGCUUUAACUUUUUUUGUUGUUUAUUCACCCAUCAUCUUGAAAUAGGGUUUGCUGGUAUAUUUUUCAGUGGCACUUUCAAAUGUCCACUUAGUUUUCUUAUAGCGGUACUAUAUCCUGAAUUAUCUAUGAAUUUGGAAUUUUAAUUAGGUCCUCCUUAAAGGUCUUUAGCAUAUAAUUCUUCACAAAAUAGGAUUAACUUGUAUGGAUUUGCUAUUACCAAGACAAGCUUUGUGCGGUGAUGCUAUUUUAAGCCUAUAAUUUAUUUAUAUUGGUAAAGACAUUUAUGACCAAGUUGCACAAAAUGGCGAGUUAUAUUUUUCAGACUAAUGGAAUGAGAUUAUUGUAUAACAAAAAGCAAACAAGAAUAGCCUCGCCGCACAAAGAAUGUCUUCUUGAAUGCAAAUAUUUAAAAAAUUCUGAUAUAUUCUGACGAAUCACUACACCCAGAGCUAAUUAAAAUUGCAAAUUUAUUGAUAAGUCGGAAGUACAGCACUAUGAAAACUAAUUGCUCAUUGAAAUCACCUUUGAGAAAUGCAUCGGUAUAGUACUCAAUUUCAACACAAUAGAUGAAUAAACAAAAUAAAGCUGAAAAAAGUCUGACCCCUUUUUGCUCCCUAAAGGCCGACAACCAGACUCGAGAGUCUGCAAGGCAGAAUAUCCUGCUCACCAUGGGGGAGGAGGCAACAGGCAACGGUGGGCAGGGAAGAAUCGGGGAGGGAAGGAAGCGAGGGAGAAGUGGAAAGUGCGAACUGGGGGGGGGGGUCGUCGGUCUUUAAGCAAUGAGAAUCUGUGUGCAACUUCUUUUUUAUGGACACUGUGGUAGCAGCAGUGCGCUUUCAAACACCCAUUACCAAAUGACCUGGAGUGGUACCCCGUUGGAUUGUUUUACCUUGUGUACCUGGAAAGGAGAGUCUCGACCCUGCAAAGUGCCCGUAGCAAGAUCGUGUUGGUUUGCAGUGAUGCAUUUCUAUAUACCUAGUGCCAUUGAAGACUGGCUAAAUUGUGACUAGGGGAAUCUGUGGGAAUUUCAUGCAAGAGUUGAGAGAUGUUAAAAAUUUAGGUGCUGGCAUAGUUCAGCUAAUGCGAGAAGCAUAUAGUAACAAAUUAUUGUACCUAGGCUCGAGGCCACCGUUGUGUAAGCCUUCAAAAUUGGACAGAUUCAGACAGAUGCUGUUUACACAACCGCCAUGUUGGUGGAUGAAACCAGACUCCAUUACUGCAUGUCAACUCUGCAAGUACCAUCAACCCUGCUAACCCUGCUAUAUGAUAGCGAAUUUAAUGAUGUACUGCUCUAUGCUUGCACUUAUACUGCGAAGUCUAAGUCUCUUUUCUACUCUCGUCCUUGACGUGAACAUGACGACAUUCAAUUCUAAUCGCCUGAUCAUUGUUGUGCAGAAGUUGCCUUUUCUCAUCUGUCUGUAUAUGUGACAAAGCUUGCCGCAAAGGUUGGACCAAAGUAACUUGUAACAGCCCCUUUGUCAAGAUGCUGCGAUUCUAUUAUCCACGUUUUUCUAUUAAUCCUGUCGGGCAGUGCAGAGCAAUAUUGUGACUAAGUGGAGAAUGAAUCACUACUUCAGCUACCCUGCUUGCUUGGUUUCUUGGUUGUGGUCAUCUGCCUUUUGUUUCUGAACAGUGCACUUGACAGGAACGUCUGUUGCGACAAUGCCCAGUGCACUUCCAGGGACAGGGGGUCACCUUGAGAACCUGGCAGUAACAUUGCCAGUUUCGUUGUUUGCAAGAGUUGGUUAAUCUAUUCCAGCCAUAACUGCAUUUGGUCACCAACCAUUGAGAUGAAUGCUGUGGCAAUUCCUAAGCAGAUGUGAUGACUCGGUCAACUUGGAUCAAGGAAUUGUAGCACUGUUUUGGUUCUUAUACAAUAGCAUGGUUGUGGUAGUAAAAAAAAAAAAACAGUUUGUGAGUCUCCUGUGAGGAGAUGCCCCGAACUGACGGGAUGAAAACAGACUACGGCUUUUGUACAUCUUUGACUAUGUUUCACUGGAGCAGUGGCCUAGUCGAUCUAUGCUCGUUUUAGUUGGAUUAAAACAGCAAUUAUAUACUUUCACCUUCCAUGCAUAUGCUUUGGAUAAGUAGAAGGGCACAGGUGUACGCUUUUCAGGGUAUCUGAUUCAUGUCUGGAGAGUUUGGUUCUCAAUUUGUUGUUAGUUUUUUGUUGAGAGUAUUUAUAUAAUAUUUAUUAGCAUGCUCGGUACCCUUCGCACAACUCUUCUAGGAUUCUUUUCUUGACCCUGUGUGCAUUGUCCACCUUUUGUCGUGAGCAGGUAUGACUCUAUGAUGUAAAUGCAGAGGAAGUGUUGCCAAGUGUAUCGACCUGUCCGAGUCAAUCCCGUACAGCCGUAAGAAAUGAAUGGCACAGGCUUUGUUUGGUUUUGUUGGUCAUUGGCCGAUGCUGUCAGGCCAAAUUUAUAUCCGCUUUAUAUCUUCCUGCAUAUAUUGUACAAAUACAAAUAAAUGCAGAUUCCGACCACA